AUGGUAUUAUUUCAACCAGAAACAUUAACUAUUCUUGUACUUAUCGCUGUCAUAUUAGCAGGUGUAACAUUUAUUGCAGUUUCAAUUCUUAUUAUUUAUUUAAUAUGUAUAAGAUAUUGUACUUCGAAUCGUACUACUAAUGAUGAUUCUUUAUCAACAAUACCUUCCGUUUCUGAUAGUAAUCGUUCAUCACCUGUUCCUUCUUCAUCAUCGAUUAGAUCGACUCCAAUAAAAGCUCCUGUAGUAACAAUUCCUAAAAAAAAACAACCACCACCAUCAACACCACUAACAGAUUAUCAUUCUGAUAGAAUUACUGUUAUAGAUGAAGUUUCUUCUGAUGAUGAAAUAAAACAUAAACAAAUUAAGAAACAAGACAAAAUUUACAGUACAACAAUUAGAAAUGACAAUCGAGUAAAUACUCAACAUUAUAUGCAAAGACGACAACAACGAGAAAAACCAAUAAAACCAAUAACAGAUGUUCGAGUUAUUGAUCGACAUACACCAUAUCCAACUGAUGUUCUUCAACGUGAACGAUAUAUGGUUGCUAAUCGUGGAUUUCAAAAUACUCCAUAUGAUCAACAAUAG
This is a messenger RNA of Rotaria sordida, 585 nucleotides long. The record is from the annotation of a GenBank genome assembly. Lineage: Eukaryota; Metazoa; Rotifera; Eurotatoria; Philodinida; Philodinidae.